AUGUUAAAUAAAGCACUUCGAACACAAAAUAUCGAUUUAUUAUUUUUUUUUCGAUUUUUUAUUCAUGAUAUUCAACACGCAAUUAUAAAAAAUCAAUGUACAUCACCAAUUCGAGUUUAUCGAAGUCAAUUAAUAACUAAAGAAGAAAUAAAUUUGUUGAAAAAUUCUAUUGGUCGUUUAAUUUCAAUAAAUUCAUUUCUUUCAACAACUAUUUCUCGUGAAUUAGCUAUAUCCUAUCUUAAUCAAUCAUCAUCAUCAUCUACAAAUGAUCUUGAACAAGUUCUAUUCGAAAUUGAUGCUAAGCCAUUUAAUAAUUCAACAAAAUCAUUUUGUUUUAUCAAAUCUAAUAGUUCUUCUCAACAAAUGGAAGAAGUUUUAUUUACAUUAGGAUCUAUUUUUCGUUUAAUUAAUAUUCAUCAUCAAUCCGAUGGAUUAUGGAUUAUACGAUUAUCAUUAUGUCAAGAUAAUGAUCAACAAUUAAAUAAAAUUUUUCAAUCAUUUAAAACAAAUGACAAUAAAGAAAGAAUAAAUAUACUUUCUUUUGGAAAUUUUUUAAGAAAAAUAGGUAAAUUAAAUGAAGCUGAAAAAUAUUUUACACGUUUACUUAAUGAAUUAUCGGAUAAUUAUCAAAUAAUUGCUGAUUGUUAUUAUGUAUUAGGAUGUAUUGCAAUGGAAAAAAAUAUAUAUGAUAGAAGUCUUAAAUUACAUCAAAAAUCUUUAGAAAUUAAAUUAAAAAUAUUAAAAGAAAAUGAUUUAAGUAUUGCUGAUAGUUAUAAUAUUAUUGGUCGAAUUUAUUUUAAAAAAUCUGAUUAUAAACAAGCAUUUUCAUCAUAUUAUCAAGCAUUAAUAAUUACUAUACAAACUAAUGGUGAAAAUAAUUUAAAUGUAGCUCUUUGUUAUACAAAUUUAGGUGGAAUUUAUCAAAAACAAGAAAAUUAUAUUGAUGCACUUGAAUGUCAUCAAAAAGCAUUAGCUAUUCGUCAAGAAAAUUUAUCUGUUGAUCAACCUGAUUUAGGUAUAUCACAUAAUAAUAUUGCUAUUAUUUAUAUAUGUCGAAGUCAAUAUGAUUUAGCAUUAGAACAUUAUAAUAUAUCACUUAAAAUUUUACAAAAUACACUUCAUCCAUUACAUCCAGAAAUUGCUGUAAGUUAUUGUGGACUUGGUCUUAUAUAUGAACAAAAAGAUCAAUUAGAAAAAGCUUUAUCUUAUUAUAAUAAAACAGCUAUUAUCUAUCAUCAAGUUUUAUCUUCUAUACAUCCAGAUGUUAUUCGAAUUGAACAACAUAUUCAAAGAAUAUCAUCGAAACUUAAUAAUAAUGGAAAACAAUUAUAUAAAUAA
Rotaria sordida is the source of this 1338-nucleotide messenger RNA. The record is from the annotation of a GenBank genome assembly. Lineage: Eukaryota; Metazoa; Rotifera; Eurotatoria; Philodinida; Philodinidae.